CGCUCAGCAGCAACAGCAACAACAAGAAUUAAAUUUAAAAACCGUCAAAGUACCUAUCGAAGUACAAAAACCACUCCUCUCUUCCUCUAUUCUAAACUCUGAAGAUUCCAAUGAUCCACAAACUGUUCUCACUGAACAAAUUGUUCAACAAUUGAUGGACUAUAGAGAGGAAGCUAUCGCCAAGGGAUACCUAACUCUGAAUAUUCCCUUGCCACCAAAUUUAAAUUCCUCAACUUCUAAUUUCACAACCGACUCACAAACUCUGAAACAAUUUAUGAGUGAGACGAAUCCUAAAGUUGAGAAAUGUAAACCACAACAUCAAGAUAAACUUCACAAUCAUGAAUUGAAGAGAGUUACUAAACAUAUACAGGGACAAGUUGAAAAAUCACUGAUUAGUCAGUCGGAAGUUUCAAAUCCAUUGAUGGAUAGAGAACAGUGGUUGGCUCGUGCAUUGAAGAGAAAUCCAACUGCUUUGGCUUUGAUGGAAAGAAUGCGUCCUCUCAGUAAACACCCUUCUAAUUGUACUGCUCUGACUCAAGUUCCAAGCGUUGGUGGUGGUCUGAGAGCUAGUUCAAGUUUUAGAAAGAAGGCCUCUUCAUCAUCUGGAAAUUUGACCGAUCAAAAUUCUCCAAGAAUUUCCACAAAUUUACAAAGAAAUGGAAGUGAUCAUAAUAUUGGCGGAAGUGUGAAUAUGACUUUAUUAAAUUCAAUGAAUGAGAGUGGAUCAAGAGAUUCUGUUAGUAAUUUAAUUUCAUCCACAACUUCAAUUUCUGGUGGAAGUACCACAAAUUUAUUGAAAUUGAUGGAUAUGGCAGGAAAUGCAACUGAUAGUGCUGGUGUUUUGAACGAAGAAGGAAAGAAGAGUAUUUUGGAUUAUUCUAGCAUUUUGGGUACUGUUGAAAAUAGAGAAGUUCUCUCACGUGAAGCUCUUCUCCAAUUGAUCUAUCAACAUUUUGCUCAACGUGGACUUUAUAAGACUAUUCAAACUAUGGAAGAAGAAACAGGUAUCAGAUAUAACGGCUUCAGAUCAGAAAAGAAUGCCAAUAAGGAUACACUCGUUACUACACUCCUCAGUCUUGGUAUUAAAGAUAUUGAAAAGCCAUACGCAAUGCCACAAUCAGAUUUGGUCGAUUUGGAAGCUGAUGUAGAGAUUCAAACUUCAAGUAUUUAUCAUCACUUUGAUGAAGAUUACGUUGAUGACAUGAAGAAACCAUUGUGGGCUGAAAUUAGUCAUGCAGAGGAAGAUGCAGAAUAUGUGGAUGGUCAUGACUUGAGAGGUGCUACAUUGAACAAACUUAUUGAAAAAUUGACAAGUACAAGUGCUGAUGGUAAAUUCAUUCAGUGCUUCCUUGUCACUUAUCGUUCUUUCACAGUUCCUGAAAUUUUACUUCAAAAGCUUUGUCAAAGAUAUAGAGUUCCAAAAUCUAUUCCAGAAAGCGAAAAGGUACAAAUUCAAUUGAGAACUGGUGUUAUUUUCAACAAGUGGAUUGAAGAAUACUUUUCCUUGGAUUGGAACGAAAACAUGAUUCGUGAUUUUAUUGUUUUCAUUGAAGAUUUCCUCUUGAAAUAUAGAAAGUUGGCCAAGAUGGGUGAAAAACUCAAACAAAAACUCGCUCAAAAAUUGGCCUCCAGAAACAGAGAAACUGCCUUGGUUUUCAGUGAACAAUCCCAAGCACCUGACGUACCAAGAAAUGUCUUUUCACCAAAGCUUUCCAUUUGGGACAUUAAGGAAGAAGAAUUGGCCAAACAAAUUACAUUCAUGGAUCACAACUUGUAUCGUAACAUUGAAGCUCACGAAUUGUUGAAUUGCUCUUGGUCUAAACCAAAACUCAGACAUCGUUCCAAGCACGUUUUACUCAGUAGUGAAUUUUUCAACAAACUUUCCAAUUGGUUCUCAUGUCAAAUUAUUACCGAAGAUUCAUUGAGAGAAAGAAAGGCCAAAUUGACCAAACUCAUGAAAAUUGCUGUAGCCAUGUUCAGACUCAAUAACUUUAAUUCAUUGAUGGCCCUCAACUCUGUCUACUCAAGUUCAGGUGUCUUCCGUUUGAAGUAUGCCAUAGGUGAAAUCGACGAAGGAACCAAGAAGGACUUUACUGAUGCCAUUGCUGUCAUGUCCAACGAUUCAAGCUCCAAGAGAUACCGUACCUACAUUAAGCAAGAAGCUAAACCACCUUUGAAUAUUUAUUUGGGUAUUUAUUUGACCGAUUUGACCAUGAUUGAAGAUGGUAAUCCAGAUGUGAUCAAACAUCCAAAGACUCAAAGAAGUUUAAUUAACUGGAAGAAGAGACAAUUGGUUGCCAAUACUAUUUCUGAAGUUAUGCAGUACAAGAAUCCACCUUACAAUAUUCAACAAGUGCACCAAAUUCAAGAAUUACUCAAGAAUACUUUCGAAAAUCAUGAAAUGGUUGAAGAAAAGAAACUCUUUGAAAAAUCACUCAUUACCGAACCAAGAAGUGUUCAAAGAAAAGAAGAUUUGAAACAAUAAGGCUCUGUAACUUAUUUUCCAAUGAAUUGUACCAUAUAAUAAACCUUUAGUUUCGUAUUAA
This is a messenger RNA of Naegleria gruberi, 2546 nucleotides long. Its product is annotated as aimless RasGEF-like protein. The transcript has a single exon. Lineage: Eukaryota; Heterolobosea; Eutetramitea; Acrasida; Naegleriidae. The record is from RefSeq and is a predicted model, not a curated record. Gene Ontology annotation, molecular function: guanyl-nucleotide exchange factor activity; protein binding. The coding region runs from base 155 to 2485 and encodes 776 amino acids. Gene Ontology annotation, biological process: positive regulation of GTPase activity; Ras protein signal transduction. Gene Ontology annotation, cellular component: plasma membrane.